AUGAACCGUUAUCAGGGAGAAUUUGGGGAUGCACUACCAAGUGUUUUUCUCAAGGAGUCAGAGGAGAGUUUUAUUCCAGAAGAUUCGUCGAUAAGUCAAGAAGAUGCUUCUUUCAUAGAAGAGACUUUAUUAUUCGAUAAUUUCGAAGAAAACGAAGUCAUUUUAUCUGACACCGAAAAAUGGGAAAUGGUUGACGCGUGGCUAAAGAAGUUGUACAACGAUAAAAUGGUUCCGCUUUUUGAAAGGAACUCUUCAACAGCGAGAGCCUUAUACAAGCUAGCACUUUUAAAUCAACAACAGGAUGAUAUAGCAAGAAUAAUUCUUCGACAACAAGAAACUCACGCGUAUGAAUACCGUGUCGAAGGCUUACGGAUGAAAGAUAUUUUGGACACCAUAGGAAUUGACAAGGAUGAUUUGUCCAAAAAUGGUGCUCUUGCAGUUGAAUUAUUGACCUCUUUGGCCACGAUUUUGGACUUGGGAAAUGUCGAGAGAAGCAGUUACCUUUCAGCGAUAGCGCAAUUGACAAUAGAUUCAUGUAAUGUGGAACGUCAGAAACAUUUGAUUUCACGUGCAAUCGAAUCCUUGGAAACUCAAACACAAGAAGCUAAAUUGAGAAAUGAAAAGUUAAACAAACUUUUAAUGCGUCUUCGAGACAGACGGGAUUCAAAAGAGGAGAAGAUGCUUGGAGAAUGGAGAGCAAGUACAAAUCUGCUUGGUCAUAAAGCAAAAGAGUAUCAUCAGAAAUUGAACCGACUGGAGAAACAAUAUGCAUUACUGAACGUUGAGGAAGGAGGGUUAAGAUAUCAAAACUUGAAACAGAAAGAAGAAGAUUUAAGAGUUUUGGAGAGACAAGUAAAGAUAGAAACGAAAAAAUUGCAAACCUAUAAAGUUCUGCCACCGGACAUCACCUUGGCUCAAUAUAAGUUAGAUGAAGCUAAACAAAUUCUGAUUAAGCUACACGAAGAUCGAAACGGAUUAUUUGGUAAAAUAGCCGAAAAGUUUCAAAGCGACCUAUAA
Acaulospora morrowiae is the source of this 1017-nucleotide messenger RNA. The record is from the annotation of a GenBank genome assembly. Lineage: Eukaryota; Fungi; Glomeromycota; Glomeromycetes; Diversisporales; Acaulosporaceae.